AUGCAGUACAAACAGGAAACUAAGCGGGUGAACGACGCGCCAGAGCUUACCACGCCCUCCCAGGCAGCUGCCACUGGCCCCGCAUGUGAACAGGAUGCGAUCGCGUAUUGCCAGAAGGAGGCCAGCUUGAUGGCUCUACUACGCAGCGCACCCGAAUUGGUGGAGCCCCUGAAAAUCAUCGACGCGGUGCGGAAAACACGCCUCUGCAUGAUUGCACACGCCGAUGUGCUGUCCAUAGACUGCAUGAAUACACUGGAGGCCGAUGAUGUUACCAAAGCGUCCACGGCGUCAGAAUCUUCACCGUCCAAGAAGGUGGCGGCGCUCGAUAAUAUCGGGCUCGACGACGACUCUUCGAUGGAAAUUAACAUCUAUUACUCUAGACACCACAACGGCGCAGGCCAUGCUCUGCGUUCGGGCAGUAGUGCACUAGCUGCCAACCAUGUCCAGUCGGAAGGAUCGAUGUCCAACCUCGCAGAAGUGCUGGCGCAUCCGCUCACCUGGGCGUUUGUACUGCCAUUCUUUGGUAUCGGUGUGUACGUUUGUUUUACCAGGUUGGCGACAUUCGUGCGUCGACGACGGGAGGAGCGCCGGAUUGAAAGCAAGCUGUACAUGCCUGUUAAUUGA
This is a messenger RNA of Peronospora farinosa, 624 nucleotides long. NCBI's taxonomy places the organism in Eukaryota, Oomycota, Peronosporomycetes, Peronosporales, Peronosporaceae. The record is from the annotation of a GenBank genome assembly.